AUGACGACUGCCCCCAAUGGACUGGUUCACGCCUCCGACAACAACACCUCCUCGGCCUCCCCCCGCCAAUUCGAUCGCCUGAAGCCCGCCGAUCAGACCGAGAACCCCUUCGUCGCACUCAUUCCCAACCAAGACAUCGCCAUUGUCCCACAAUUCACCCUCGAAUGCGGCGCAACGCUGUACAAUGUGCCCGUCGCCCACAAAACAUAUGGUACCCUCUCGCCCGAAGGAGACAAUGCCAUGGUCAUCUGCCAUGCCCUGACUGGAAGUGCUGAUGUGCAAGAUUGGUGGGGUCCUCUUCUGGGAGGCCCUGGUCCCAAUGGGGAAGAGAGCAGAGCCUUUGACAUGAGCCGCUUCUUCAUCGUCUGCUUCAACAGCCUGGGAAGUCCCUAUGGAAGCGCCUCUCCCGUGACUGCAAAGAGUGGUGACAAGUCGGAAGGGAGCUAUGGGCCCGAGUUCCCACUGACAACCAUCAGAGAUGAUGUGAAGUUGUUCAAGAUGUUGCUGGAUGAUCUGGGUGUCAAGAAGAUUGCUGCAGCCAUUGGGGGCAGUAUGGGUGGCAUGCUGGUGCUGGAGUUUGCAUACUUUGGAAAGGACUAUGUGAGGACCAUCAUACCCAUCGCGACGUCGGCGCGGUACAGUGCGUGGGGAAUCAGCUGGGGUGAAGCGCAGAGACAGAGCAUCUACUCCGAUCCCAAGUAUGAUGAUGGCUACUAUCCCUACGAAGAUCCUCCUGCCAGUGGACUGGGAGCUGCAAGAAUGAGCGCCUUGCUCACAUAUCGCUCGAGAGACAGCUUCGAGAGCAGAUUUGGCAGAAAACAUCCCGACCCCAAGCAAGCCCGAGGCGGUAUCAACGCCAUGCAAAGACCCGGCACACCUCAGUCGGAAGACCACGGUGGAGAGCACUUUUACGCCCACAACGAUGGACAUCGAAACGCUGGCAGCCCACGACAGCAGCAUGGCAAUGGGACUAGUCGACGACACUCCCGAGCCACGAAUCCAGACGCCGACCUCUCUUCCUCCACCGACUCUCUCCGUCCUCAACAAGAAGCAACGAUGACAGUCCAGGACCCGCAGUUCUCAGGCGACAAAGAGCUUCCCGUAGAAACGACAGGCAGCACAAGAAGGAAGAACAAGGUACCAACAUACUACUCGGCCCAAUCCUACCUCCGCUAUCAAGGCGAGAAAUUCAUCAAACGCUUCGAUGCCAACUGCUACAUUGCCAUUACGCGGAAGCUCGACACUCACGACGUCGCCCGCGGAAGGACGGACACUACGGGCUCCCCCACUCCCGAAGAAGUCCGCUCUGCUCUCGCUAUGAUUGAACAACCCACAUUGGUCCUCGGAAUCCAAAGCGAUGGGCUUUUCACAUAUCAAGAACAGGAAGAAUUGGCUGCUGCGAUUCCCAAUGCCGAACUGAAGACGAUUGAUAGUCCAGACGGACAUGAUGCGUUCCUGCUAGAGUUCAAGCAGGUCAAUGGGUUCUUGAAGGCGUUUUUGAAGCGCGAGUUGCCGGACAUUAUGGCCCGGGAACCUGUGAACUGGCCGCUUCAGGUAGAAGAGAAAGAAGAAAAGGAAGAGGCGAAGGAUAGUAUGUUUGGGGAGGCCGAGGCAGAGGAUAUCACGGCGUGGUAGAUGAGGAAGAUGAAAGUGAAGCGGACUUCCCUUCCCACUCCUACGAUGACUAUCCCUUGCUCGUGACAAAGGGAUCGACAGAUGGUGCAGCAGUCCGCACAGACUCCUGUUCGCGUGGUGUGCAGUCACUGCCGUCACACGCGCAUACAUGCAGAGUGAUGCGGAUCUCGGCGUGGGAGGGUAUCCGCAUUCAUUGUAUGUCGUCUUUUUUCUUCCAUUCUAGCCCACUUCAGCUGUACAUGCCGAGCCGACAUUAGUUGCUUUGCGACGAAUCUCUCUCCAUUGGCACUAAAGAGGGGCAUGUGGUUGUUACAAGUCGGUUUGGCCCGGGGGGCCGGAAUGCUAAUCAGAAUGAUAAGCUGGAAGCAUACGCGCGAUCCUGGAUCCUGGUCUACGGUUCGACGUCCGCCUUGUUAGUGUUGAUGGACAACCACACUAAAAGUAUGACAGUGAAACUAGUCGCGCACUAGGAGAAAAUCUCGUCGGGGCUUGCAAGCAGAUGAGCGGUAAAGUACAACGGAACGCUGCCCAACCCUCAUGAGCGAGUGAAUGAUUAAGGGCUCAGCAGAUGAUGAGCUAUACCGUAUACCUCUAGGAGUAAUAACAGUAGGCAACGGUAGUCACUCUUCUACGCGGGACCGGCUCCGUGGCUCCGGUUGUAUUCACCUCUUCCAGUCAGUCUCACACGACGGCUCCUAUUCCACGCGACCUGUUCUGCUGUGCCGCUCGGCUAUGGGGGAGCUUCUCCUUGUCCUGGCCCCAUCACACGCAUCGACAUGAUACAUCGUCCGCAUUAUCAACAACCUACACCUACACAGCCAUCUGCCCCCGCCUCCCAACACACAAACUAAACCCGAUGCGAAGCUGCCAGGUUCAUACCAUCACUAGUGCUAUUUGGCAUUGCGCACUUUAAUAUCAAAGGGUCCUUUAUCAUAC
Messenger RNA from Sphaerulina musiva SO2202, 2571 nucleotides. Its product is annotated as homoserine O-acetyltransferase. Lineage: Eukaryota; Fungi; Ascomycota; Dothideomycetes; Mycosphaerellales; Mycosphaerellaceae. Gene Ontology annotation, molecular function: homoserine O-acetyltransferase activity. Gene Ontology annotation, biological process: L-homoserine metabolic process. The coding region runs from base 1 to 1635 and encodes 544 amino acids. The record is from RefSeq and is a predicted model, not a curated record. The transcript has 2 exons.